Molecule: messenger RNA, 1478 nt
Organism: Scophthalmus maximus (turbot)
Lineage: Eukaryota; Metazoa; Chordata; Actinopteri; Pleuronectiformes; Scophthalmidae
Gene: calhm6
Product: calcium homeostasis modulator family member 6
Exons: 2
Coding region: 68-1021 (317 amino acids)
Molecular function (GO): monoatomic cation channel activity
Source: RefSeq, a predicted model, not a curated record
AGGUGGAACAAAGUGGAAAUGAAAGUAUGACAGUUAGAAAACAGUCGCUCUGUUGCUGCCGUCGAAGAUGGAUAAGUUCAGAGUCGUCCUGAACUUUGCCAACAAGCAGAGCAACCUUGGUUUCGGGCUGGUGGCCCUGCUGACGGCGGGAGGGGAGCAGAUCUUCUCCUCGGCGGUGUUCAGUUGCCCCUGCAAUGACCUGAACUUCAUAUACGGCAUGGUGUUCCUGCUGGUGCCUGCUCUGGCUCUGCUGCUGUUGGGCUACAUUUUGAAUCAGCGGACGUGGAAGCUGAUGACGGGUCGGUGUCGGCCAAAGGCCUCACCGUGCAGCUGCAGGAGGCUGAGGGCCACCGCAGUGGUACUCUACCACAUCACCACCACAGCGCUGGUGGCGCCCGCCAGCUGGAUCGCUGUGGCUCUGCUCAACGGCAACUACUACGAGUGUUUGAUGACGGGAAUCGGUGCCUUCAACAAGCAUCUGUGUGAAAAGAGGAACUCCACGGCCCAGUGUGAGAAUCUGCACAGGUUCCCCUGUGGAGACAGCAGCGUGCCGACAGCUGAAAUCGAGGAUGUCCUGCUCUACCUGAAGGCUCAGUCCCAGAUUCUGGGCUGGCUGCUCAUUGCCUCGGUCAUGUUGUUCAACCUGCUGCUGAACUGUCUGGCCCAGUGCACCUCCCCCAUCAGCUACCUGCAGCUCAAGUUCUGGAGGGCCUACGCCCAGGAGGAGAGCGAGCUGGUGGAAACGUACACCGCCAAACACGCCAAGGAGCUCGCCGGCCGGAACCUGCAGAGCUUCUUCAACCAGACGCCGCCCGCGCCCAUCGUCACCCCUUCCAACAAGGACUGGGAGAAGAUCUCCUGCCUCUACAAAUUCAGCACUAAGGGACAGUUCUACAGCACCUUGCACCAGUACGUGGAGUCGGACGACAUGAUGAGGAUGGCUUCGGUUAGGUCACGCGACAGUGUGGACGACAUCCCUGCUGUUCUUCACUUUGUAGAUGAUGGACACAAUCCAUUGUGAGGAUAAUCGGCAUCAAAAGAUUACCUUAAGAUAGGCUUAAGACCAUGUCUGCUGAUAUGAUUUAAAUUGCAGGAGUCACUUCAUGUGUUGCGGUUGAAAGAGGAUGGAUUUGCUUAGCUUCUUGUUGGCACCCAGUGUAGCCAUACAACUGCGUCUCGACACAGAAACGCUGAAAAGAUUCUAUUUUCAUAUUGUUUAGUUUAAUGGGAGAAAUGAGUGACAACGUCUGUAUCAUGUGACCCAUCAUGUGUGUGUUUUUAUGUGAUCCUCAAUAGCAUUGCUGUAGGGACUGCCCUGGAUGAGUAACACACACAAGUAAAUCAACACAGUCGAGAUAAUAUUCAUUUGCCUUUAUUAUCCUCAAUUUCUCCUCUGCACCGUGAGCUCACCUGAGCGUAUUUCAGCGAGCGUGCACGAGGAUGGCAAAUUAGUAUAACCAACGCACCCCCCCCCCCCC